AGAUUCACCGACUCGCCUUCAGGGGCUUUAGUCCAAUGUAACCAAGAGCCUGGUCGUAUGCCAUCUUCGGUUCCCACCAACGGCUAUAAUCCAACAGCUCAGAUAAGGGUAAAAUCUGCAUCAAUGGCUGUCACCCAGUCCAACCGCGCCUCUUUGAUCUCUUUCGAUGACCCUGUUGGCGUCUAUGUCACAUCAGCCGGCCAGUUGGCAGGAUUGGUUGGCAACAAUAUCGGUUCUGUCGGAGGCGGAGGAAGUGGGGGUCUUAGUCGUGCAACUACCGGAUUCAUUUCGUCCGUACGACGUAAGAUGGACAUCUUCGGCUCAAAAAGACGCUCUUCUACUGCCGCACGCCUUUCAUUUACUUCCAAUUCGGCCACUGACUUUUUCGCCCCACCUGUAAACAACACCAACCCGAAUGAAAGUUUUGCUAUACCUACUACUUCCAUAGGCUCAACUUCCGGCCUUGGUCUCGGUUCACUUUUCUCCGUCUCAACAUCAGCCUCUUUCGAUCCCGCAGCACAAUGUGGCCCUCAGAUUAGAUCUUCCGAAUCUGCCUCCAUUCAAUCUUCGCUUGAUCAAAAUGUCCAAUCAAAGACCAAGUUAAACGACGGACAAUCAUUACUUCGACAUCGUCGUCGACCUUCCAUUGAAUCGAAUCUUACUGGACACGAGUACAUUUCUGAUAGUUCUCCUAUAAAUGUUAAAAUACUUAUAUUCUGCAGCUUUCGCCAUUUUGUACUUGAAUUGCAUGCCAGCCCUUAUGUCAAGUCUAUCAAGUUAAAGAUGCAUUCAUUCUUUCGCUUUACCCCAUCUGGACACCCUAGCUCGCCUUGA
Messenger RNA from Protopolystoma xenopodis, 834 nucleotides. NCBI's taxonomy places the organism in Eukaryota, Metazoa, Platyhelminthes, Monogenea, Polystomatidea, Polystomatidae. The record is from the annotation of a GenBank genome assembly.